AUGACCACGCUGCAGGCGUUCACCUGUGAUGACCUCUUCUGCUUCAACAUCAACUUGGAUCCACUUACAGAAACUUAUGGGAUUCCUUUUUACUUACAGUACCUCACCCACUGGCCAGAGUAUUUCAUUCUUCCGGAGGCCCCUGGCAGAAAAUUAAUCGGUUACAUCAUGGGCAAAGCAGAAGGCUCUGUUACAAGUGAGGAGUGGCAUGGCCAUGUUACAGCACUGUCUGUCACUCCUGAAUUUCAGCACCUUGGUUUGGCUGCUAAGCUAAUGGAGUCACUGGUGGAGAUUUCAGAGAGAAAAGGUAGAUUUUUCAUUGAUCUCUUCGUCAGAGUGUCUAAUCAGUUUGCAGUCAACAUGUACAAGCAGCUGGGCUACAGUGUGCACUGGACGGUCAUAGAGUACUACUCAGCCACCAGUGGGGAGCCAGACAAGGAUGCCUACAAUAUGAGGAAAUCACUUUCCAGGGACAUGGAGAAGAAAUCCAUCAUCCUGUUACCCCAUCUGGUGAGGAUUGAAGACACUGAAUAA
This is a messenger RNA of Heterocephalus glaber (naked mole-rat), 534 nucleotides long. Its product is annotated as N-alpha-acetyltransferase 20-like. Gene Ontology annotation, biological process: N-terminal peptidyl-methionine acetylation. Gene Ontology annotation, cellular component: NatB complex. Lineage: Eukaryota; Metazoa; Chordata; Mammalia; Rodentia; Bathyergidae. Gene Ontology annotation, molecular function: protein-N-terminal amino-acid acetyltransferase activity. The record is from RefSeq and is a predicted model, not a curated record.